AUGGAGAAAACGAACCGUUCGAAGCAGAUUUCUAUCGUGCCGAAAAAUGCCUACGGUUUGCGGACGGACAUCAUGGGCAACGUGCACUUUACGCUGAAACAGGAAAUCAUCUACCCGGUGGCGGGCGUCCUAAGCAUUCACGAUUUUGUUUCGAACAAGCAAAAAUUUUUAAGGUUUCCGCAAAAUAGCCACCCGGAACGGAUAGUCAUCAGCCCGAACCGGAAGUUCCUGGCCGUCGUCGAGCGUACGAACGACAACAAAUCGAUGGUCAAUGUGUACGAAAUUGAGACACUGCGAAAACGGAAGACCCUCCAGCUGCCACCGGACUGUCCCAAUACGCAAAUUGGCAACAUCUGCUUCACGCAUGAUUCACGCGGUGUUGCCGUCCUUUCCGUAGAACCGGACGCGUUCUUGUCGAUCUUUUCAUUCGAUAAAAACGAUUCACUCAUCAUCGGGCGUGCGUCAAACUCGAGUCAACAGGGCCAAGCGAUCUAUUUGUCCUGCAACCCGAACGAUGCCACGAUCGUCGCCGUCGGUGGGUUCUAUAUGCUCAAGAUUAUGAACCGCACGGAUAAGGGCUUUGGACAGAUCGGAACAAUCAAAGGGGAUGAUUUGCUCAUUACCUCGAUGACUUGGCUGUCGUCGGAGGUCCUGGCAGCGGGUACGGCCGAGACUGAGAUCAUUUUCGUGGAAUCGGGCGAACUGAAGAUCAAACAGCGCGCGGACGAGAUCGAGACGGUCGAUCUGUCGGGCGAGGGUGAUCUGGAGCUAGUGACGACGCCGGCGGAAGUCGCUGGCCUUAAGCACGAUCACCACGAAGUGCUGUGUCUGACGCAGUUCGAGAAGGGUUUCCUGUACACCAUCCACAACGUGGUACACGUGUUCGAGCGUGAGACGAACUACAACUUUCGCAAGAAGUCGAUCAUCCGCAUACCGAUCACGCUGUACGAAGAGAACCUGUACAAGAUCGUAAACGUGGCCGUUAACCAGGAGCAGGACACGAUCGUGGUGGCUACCCUGCACUCGCAGCUCUACAUCGGUAUGCUGAUCGUGCCGGAAACGCUCAAGAUCAGCGAACUGGUGUUUCAGCAUCUGGGCGAACCGCUGCACAUUAACGGCAUCAUCGGGAUGGCCGUCUGCUCCUGGAAACCGAUUGUCAUGACCGCAUCCCGCGAUUUAACGAUCCGCGUGUGGAACUACGAAACGAUGAAGGUGGAGCUGGUGAAAAAGUAUCAAAUCGAGAUCGGUGUGAUCGCCCUCCAUCCGUCGGGAUUUUUUGCGGCCGUUGGCUUCAUCGAUCUGCUGCGCUUGCUGCAGAUACAGCUGGACGAUCUGAAGGAGACGAAAAGCUUCAACCUGGCCAGCUGUACGCAGUUACAGUUCUCGAACCUAGGCCACCUGUUGGCCGCAGCACACGGGAAAACGAUCACGCUCGUGUGCAUCUUCACGUUCGAGGUGGUGCAAACGCUAAAGGGACACAAUGGCAGCAUACUUAGUCUGUCGUGGUCAACGGACGAUGCAUUCCUGACGUCCGGCGGAAACGACGGCGCGAUCUACAAGUGGAACAUUGUGACCGGCGAGCGAUUGGAGGAGGUUGUCCAGAAAGGGAUCCAGUACCGCUCGUUGGCCCUCACCAGUGAUGCGCACUCGGUGUACUCGAUUACCAACACGGGCCUUAUACGGGAGGUUGCCAAAUCCGACAUUGCCCGUGAGUUUAAAAUUCCCGACCUUACACCCCUCACCGAUAUGGCCUUGGCUCGCUCGGAUGCCAUUCUGUUCGUGGGCAGCAUCAAAGGCCACCUGUACAACGUGCAGGUUCCGCUCGUCGACACCAGCAGCGGCAACUGCACCAAUUUCCGGUUCUUCAACACGAAGGUGACGAAAAUCUGCAUCACCUACGACGACUGUACGCUCAUUACGGCGGCCGACGACGGGACGCUGAUCGUGUGGCACAUUUUGAACAACGAGGGCAAAACGGCCCGCCAUGCGCCAGAGUUGGGCCGCUGCACGGACGUUUUGAUCGCCCGCCAGGAGCUGAUCGAGAAGAACGAAGCGAUCAGCACGCUCGAGAUGCGCAUCCAGCAGCAGAGCGCGGAGUUCCAGUACAAGAUGAAGCAGGGCGAUGCGUUCCACUCGGAGCAGAUGCGAGACAUCCACAAGGACUACUGUGCCGCGAUCGAAAACUUGAAGAGAAAGAACAUAGAAAUGGAGCAGGCACACACGGAGGAGUUUCAUCUGAUCACGGCCAGCAUCUCGCAGGCGAAGGAAGAGCACCAGAAGGAGAUGAUGGACUUUGAGGCUCAGUUCCACGAGAAGAUCAUCCUCGAGUACGACAAGCUGACGGCGUUGAAGAGCAAGAUGGACGCGAUGCGCGAGGACUACGAAGUGAAGCUGCGCCGCUCGGCCGGCUGUCUGCAGGACACGAUCGAAUCGAUGGAAGCCGAGCAGAAGCGAUUGCUGAACGAGAAGCAGGAGAUCAUCGAGAAUCUCCUGAAGGACAUGGACCGCAAGAGGGCCGAAUUCGACGAGUACUGCCGGCAGGUGGACGUGGACAACGAUCGGCACAAGGUGGAGCUGCAGCUGCAGUACGAAAAGAAGCUCCAGGAGGAGGAAGAGAACUCGAUCAAGUGGCGCGGUGAGGCGGGUGUGUUGAAGAAAAAGUUCUCCACCCUGAGCCGCGAAUCGGAAACGUACCGGAAGGAGAUCGAAACGAUGCAAGCCCAGCACGGCAAGUUUCAGGCCAGCAUCCGGCAGCACCAGCGCGAGAUCGAAGGGCUGCUCCGGGAGGUGGCCGAUCGCGAUGCGACGAUACGCGACAAGGACCGGAAGGUGUACGAGUUGGGCAAGAAAAAUGGAGAGCUGGAAAAGUACAAGCAGGUGCUGUCGCUGAAAAUCAACGAGCUAAAGGCACAGAUCGAACCAAAGGACCGCGAAAUCAAGGAGAAGAAGGAAUUCAUCCUCGAGAUGGAGAAGAAGCUCGAAGAGCUACAGCAAACCAACAAGCAGUACGAGCUGCAGCUACAGGAACUGCGCGAUAAGUACUACGGAAUCGAUCUCGAGCUGCGCAAGGAGCGGGACCGGCUCCGCAAUGCCAAGGCCCAGUACCAGCGCGUGUGCGGUGACAUCUACAACGUGUCCGGCCUGAUCCAGCGCCCGGAAGAGCUGAAGCGCAGCGUCAAGGAGCUGUGCCACCGCUACUCGGAGGACAAAGAGCUUCAGAAAUCGCUGGCCCUCGAUGAGGACGUACAGAACGAGUUCCUGCGGCAGCGCGAGUACCUGGAGCGUUUGACGAAGAGCUCGAAGCAGAAAGGUGGCCAACGGAAGGAUGCGGGCGAAUCGUUGAAGUUGAUGAAGGAAAACAUGGAGCUACUGGGCGAGCUGAAUAAACUGCGCGAGCUGCUGAACGAGAAGCAACGGGCUUGCACGAGGAUGGAAGCGUUGCUGGGGCUUUCCAAUAAAGCCAUCUCUCCGCGUGAGGCCAAAGAGAAGCUGGAGAAAGCGGUUGCGGAUCGUGACGCCAUCGAAGCGCAGCACCUGGAAGCCCGUAGCAAGCUGGAGGAAGUGAUCCGCACACUGUCGGCCGAAAAUCAAACGCUGCGGGCGGAAAUGAUCGCCCAGAGUCAGGCCCGCAAAGUGCCACCUGUCGGAUGUAAUCUCGCUGCCAGCAAGUGAACUCGGCGGUGAAAAUGUGCACCACCCAAAGCAGAAGUGACGAUAAAUAUGGUUUAUUCCUUGUUUCCCGGUGUAAAACACAAAUACAAAAUUCA
Molecule: messenger RNA, 3767 nt
Organism: Anopheles cruzii
Lineage: Eukaryota; Metazoa; Arthropoda; Insecta; Diptera; Culicidae
Gene: tous
Product: cilia- and flagella-associated protein 57
Exons: 8
Coding region: 1-3672 (1223 amino acids)
Molecular function (GO): protein binding
Source: RefSeq, a predicted model, not a curated record